AUGUUGGCUGAUACAGGAAUGAUCUUGCCGAAUUUUACGGAAUUACGUAUUUAUCCAUCAUUCACAGAAAUUCGUCAGCAAUACAAUGUACCAGAGAAAUUCAAAAUGUAUUUUUCACGGGAUGUAUUUGCGAAUAUUGUUCAAGGUUCAUUAUCGAUCGAAGGUAUUCCGAUUGAAUCGAAACAAGUCGUUCACAAAGCAAAUAAUCUUGAAAAUCAAACGAUCUUUGUUCAACGUCACUCAAGCGAAGAACCUCAAGAAUGUCGUGUUAUUCAAGCUGAUGAUCUUCUUUUACAAAAUAUCAAAACAAAACGAUAUUUUCGUGCUCAACGACACGAACUCGAAUAUGUUACCAUUCCGGAACAGGAAGGAACUGAAGUGACAUAUGUGUUAAAACAACAAGGCAAAGCAACAUUGAGCUAUCAAAUUCAUGGUGAGUCACAUCAAUAA
Rotaria sp. Silwood2 is the source of this 450-nucleotide messenger RNA. The record is from the annotation of a GenBank genome assembly. Lineage: Eukaryota; Metazoa; Rotifera; Eurotatoria; Philodinida; Philodinidae.